AGCUUAUCAACAGGCUUCCACCACCACCACCAUAUGAACAGAGUCCGCGUAAGAAAACUACACUGAAUAUGAAUGCCAGCUUUUAAAAGUGGGGGAACUACAGUAUAGGGUACAGGAUAAACGAUGGGACAAAAGUGGAAUAGACAACAAAAGCUCUGGAAUGUUCCACAGCUUCCUUUCAUUCGAGUUCGAGUUCCUCACUCCAUCUAUGACACUUCCUUACUAAAGGCCCUCAACCAAGGGCAACAGCGCUACUUUUACAGCAUUAUGAGGAUUUACAACUCCAGGCCCCAGUGGGAGGCCCUGCAGACCCGCUACAUUCACAGCCUUCAGCACCAACAGCUGCUUGGCUAUAUUACUCAAUGGGAAGCCUUGUCUUAUGCUCUUGUGCUUAGAGAUUCAACCAAGAGAGCCUCAGCCAAGGUAGCUCCUCAAAGAACCAUUUCCCAGAAAACUUCAGCCAUGACAAGAAGAUGUCCAUCAAUACUACCUGUAUCUGUGGUUCUACCUAGGGCCCAAAGUAAAAAGGGCCAAACGCUCAGGAACUGAGACUUGGCAGCAUUUUCCGAGAUAGGAAGUUUGCCCAUGUAUCCCUGGUAUCUAGUGGGUGCUUAGUGCAUAUUUGUUGAAUGACAGUGAAUAAUUUCU
Messenger RNA from Rhinopithecus roxellana (golden snub-nosed monkey), 648 nucleotides. RefSeq names its product family with sequence similarity 216 member B (gene FAM216B). NCBI's taxonomy places the organism in Eukaryota, Metazoa, Chordata, Mammalia, Primates, Cercopithecidae. The record is from RefSeq and is a predicted model, not a curated record. Bases 124 to 549 code for a protein of 141 amino acids. The transcript has 4 exons.